AUGGCUGAUGACGACAGCCUCCAGGCCCUCGAGGCGCUGCACCGCGACCUCUGCGCCCUCAUUGACAACCGCCUCACUACGCUCGAUCGUCUGCGCCAGAACCUCGAGGACCACCUCGACGAAUUCAAAGCGCUCGUAAACAAAAAGGGAAAGAACGAUCAAAGCAGGAAUGCGCUCGGCUCGGGCAAGAUCACGAUUGACGAAGAAGAGUAUGAGGUAAACGACGAAUUUAAGCAGGAGGCCCUAAAUGUAGCCGAAGAGCUGGAUCUGGAUGAGCUGGAAGCUGCUGCAUGCUUCAUGGGUGCCCAGCAAGAGGCGCAAGACCUCGACCGCCCGCAGGCGCAAACUGCCAUUAUUCGCUUCCAUCGUCGCCGCGAAUACAUCCUUCUGUGCUUGCGUAUUCUGAUGAAGGCGGCGCUAGACAGUGGCGAAGACGAGAUUGCGGACAUUGGCACGCUGCAACUGGCCGUAGACUAUAUCGUUGGUGUUCAUGGGACGAACAACUUCGCGUCCGCAUAUCAUUUCUGGGGAAAGUGCCUAGACAGCAUGGGUGAUAUCGAAAACUGGUUGCAGAAAAUUGCGGAACGUCUUCAAAGUGUCCAAGUCGUUGGCCAGGCUCAAUCUGCGAGUUUUAAUGAGGUAAUGACUUAUCAGCUGCAGAGCCUCACCCGCCAGCACGAAAACCUUUCUGCCAUCUGUACGCACAUGAUCAGAAAGGGUUUCGCCAAUAUGGAAAACCUGAAGGCCCUCCUCGUUCGAGCAAGGAACAUCGAUAAACACGACCUCAUAACGAUUCACUACGUCCCCGUCUUAAUGCGCCUAAUCUCACAUAUUGCCUCUGAGGCGAAUACGGUAACCAAGGAUGCGAGGGCGCUCCAUAGCUCACUGCUUGCUGCCAGGGAUAACGAACCAUGGGCACAGCGAGGUCUGCAUGCAGCGACAUUAGCUUGGUGGUUAGCCGAGUACAGUGGACGAUACACCGAUCCAAACCAGCAGGACGUCGAUCUCAACGGUGUAGAUUUCGAGCAAGAAGCUACUUUUCGCUCUGAGGCUUUUAUGCGUACUCUCGACGACGGUGCAUUCCAUUUCAUGCUCUCUUUCAGCCAAGACGUUCGGCCAACGCGUUGGUACGAUCCUCAGAAGACCAGCAUGAUCUCGUCACUUUUGCAAGAUGCGGCCGUCUUGGCCCCUGAGUCACCUCAGCCUGAAGAGUUCUUUCGAAUUCUCGUGACUGAGCAGCUGCAGUACUUCGUGGAUUCCUUCAUCACUAACAUGCCUGAUACGUUACGGAAAUUAAAAGCGGAAGAGGACGACCAGCGGAGGCGCCUACAGCUACAUUUCCAACAGUCCACAGGAGAAUAUCCUCUGCAUCUCGAGCGGUUCCUUGUCAUCGUCUCCUACGCAUACGACGGCUCACCAGACGCUGCUGAAGACUUCUGGUCCGACAAGGAGAGCAACCUCUACGGUUUCCUCCAGUGGGCAGCCAAACGUCAACCUACGCCGCGGAUUGCUAUGUUCUGCGAAAUGCUUCGCGCAAUAUCUACUGGAAACGCCAACGCCGACUCUGCGCAUCGCUUUUUGUUGGAAGAAGGAGCAUCCUCUACUGGUAAAAUCCGACGUACCAGCUCUCUCAGCUAUACUCACAUAUAUAAUGAGUUGAUGGAAUUCCAGCUCAACAUUCAUGAGCCGAAGAAGACCAUCCAAGGUAGCUUGUAUGCACCGUCACAACAUGCGGUAGACCAAAUUGUGGAGCCUGAAAGUGCAACGAUGCUCGAAAGCUACCUGCGUUUGCUAGCCCAUCUCUGUCGCGAGUCUGCCUUGGCACGACGCUAUGUUCUAGAACAUCCAGAAUAUAAUCUGGUGGGUAUAUGCUUCGGGCUGUGCACUGACAAAGUUGUCACUGGCCUUCGCGCAGCCGCAUUCGAUGCUGCGUCGGCCCUGCUUGUGGAUAAGGGCAAGGAGCGGUCCACUGCGACGUGGAAUGCUCUGGAUGAAUGGACGGUUUCUGGGUUCUAUGUUAGCUCAAAGCAAACGAGUGCUCUGAACUCAAACCCGCGCGACGAAUUAUGGGCCACUCUUGCAGACGGGUAUGACGAGUCAAUCGCCUUCAUACGCCUGUUACAAGCUCUGGUGGAGCCAUAUCCGGACAACGACACGCUUAACGACAGUCUCCCAUUCCCAGAAGCUUUGGGCUCGAAUCGACGCAUUCCCGGCAUCGAGAACUACAUUGAUUUUGUCAUGCAGCAAGUAUUUGCAGACAGAAGCCUGGAAGUGCAAGAUCCAUUGCAGCGCCAUGUAUUGAGAUGGACCUGUCUGAAAUUCAUGGUCACGUGCUUGCAGACUUUCAACGAGAAUCUGGUUGUCUUUGCUAACAAGUCACACAUUCCCGUUGACGAAGUCAUAGAAACCUCAUCGUUGGCUGUAUAUGUCACCCUGCACCCUUUCACGAGGGUCAUGGAAUGGCUUUUCAACGAUAAGGUUAUCAAAGCCCUCUUCGCAUCGUCCCAUCACAACGUGGCCGAAGUUGAUGCCACUCCUACCGACUCACCAUUAGUUCAAUCGUUGAUGUUGAGCAUAGAGGUGAUGGACCUAGUCAUGAAGCUACAGGCUACCUACCUAGACAUCGUCCGUCCGCUGCUCAAGCAACAAACCUCUAUGCAGCGUUCACCCGUUUCGAACCUCUCGCUUGCCUCUUUCGAGGACGCGAUUCUCAACAACCUCCAAAUCAUCGUGGAUCUUGGCCUCUAUUGUGGUACCGGACACGAGUCGCUUACAAUUGCCUCUCUUCAACUCUUGGAGAAGAUGGCAUCAUCACGAAAGCUUGCAGUAUCCCCAGCCGGCUUUGGACAACGUACCGGCCGUAGCAAGAUCGUUGGAAUUCUCGAGAAAGACAACGAAGCAGAACGUAUCGGUCGAUCGUUAUCCAGCCUUCUCAAGUUCAAUGUGGAUGAGCUUGACGCUCUGCAAGAAGCACCAGGUUACAUCAUCAAACUCCGAAUCCUCGAAUUUCUCAACAGCUGCCUCAUCGCUGGGUCACAAAGGCCUACAAUAGCCCAUAUCCUUCUUGGCUUGUCCUGCGAGAACAACGCGGUAAAGGUUGCUCCCGACAGCCUUUUCGAAAACGAGAGUUCUCUAUUCCAUGCGAUUCUACUACUUGCUUACCAUUAUCCUGCUGAAGAUGGUGGUAAUUACAUUGCGUGGAUGUCCGUUAUCAAGACUAAGUGCUGGGAAAUCCUGCAGAGGUUGUGGAGAUCACCGUUGACUGGCAGCAUCGUCAUGGAGCAGAUGCGGGAAUUCGGCAUGCCCUUCGAGGAGGCGAUCCGCCUUCAAGUUGUUGACCUGCGUACCCCCUGGGAUGGAAUGUCCCUUCAGCAGGGCCUCGAAGAGGUCGCGGCGGGUGCGAUGUCGUCCUUCUUCACAGGCCAGCCUGCUCUUUCACUCCAACUUUUCCUACAGCGCCGCGCCGCUUUCCUGGAUUACGAGUCACGUGAAUUGCGAUACAGUGUGAAGGAAGGACUUUUUAGCUUGAGGACUAGAAUCCAGUCCCUUCUGCUCGGUACAGCUAUCCGACCCGGCGAAGACACCAUACGCACCGCAGACAUUUUCAACCUGUUUGACUUCAUGGAACUUUCCUACCCCGAGCCAGGCGAAAUGCACCACGAAUUCUUCAUCGGAGUCAACCUUGAAUCUUGUCAGGAAGACAAGGACGGCGUUGCCACGUAUUCAAUACCUCUUUUGGAACAGGUCAUGCUGCUGAAGAUGAAGUAUUGGAGAAAAUUUGAAGGUCUGGCUGGUGAAGAAGAGAUCAGGAGGGUACAAGAGGGUGAUAUGUUGCUUGAGCUCUUUGAGGAUUGGAAUCGUCGCAGACAACUCGCUCGCUAUCACAAAGACAUCUUGCAGUCGUGGGUCCAGCUGUUGAUGGUCACACUCCACGCAGGUGAAUUCGAUGACAGUGAACGAACGGCUUUCAUCCUCCAAGCUUUGCAAGUCAUUCUCCCUAAACUCGAGCUUUCUUACGGAACGGACCCGAGCACUGCAUUGCAAUUAGCUAGUCUUUCCGAGACCCUCAUCGAGAAAAUCGACCUCAAGUCCAAUGCUUUCGAAAAGACGAGGAAUGGCGAUCUGGCAAAUGAUCGGCUCUCACAGCUCUUCCGUGCAGCUCUAGCAGGCAUAUACAGCUCCAUCACAACCCCCGAGCUUCGAGAAUAUUGCUACCAGAUCUGUUUCCGGUAUAUCCAUGGCACCUUCGAAAAGGCCACCAGAGGCUCCCUGCUGGGACGGCACACGCUGACUACGAUUAAGAACUGUGGCAGCCAACUCUUAGAGGUAGUAUGCGAUGACGCAUACAGUGGCGACGGCAAUUGCCGCAUCUCAGCUUUGCUCCUGCUCAAUGCUCUUGUUGCAGUAGCCACUCGCCAGGAAUCCAAAUAUAUGCUUGACACAUUCGGCUCGCUGAACUUCACUGGUGUGCUCGUCGACAAUAUCAAGCACAUACCCGAGGAACUCAAAGCAGCUACUGGGCCUCAAAUAUCAACAUUACUAUCCUUCUACGACGCCAGUCUUGCACUCCUCCUCAGAAUAUGUCAAACCCACGUUGGCGCCACUUCCGUACUCAAUGCGGGCCUAUUCCCUUCCACCCGCGACUCGCGAAUUUUUGACGUGGAUCCGGAUAUUGGUCUCGAAUUCGAUGACCCCAACGCGCUCAAGAAGUACUAUGAGCUCAUGCUUGCUGUACUGCGCGUGAUCAACGCGGCGGUGCUGGCACGUGGACGCAACAAUGACCAGACGGUUUUCGCGGCCCGCGAAUUCCUCAAGGAGAGCAGACACAGCAUGGUCGCCAUUUUCAAGAGGAGUGUCAACGUCGGUGCGGGGAUAGGACAAGACGGCAUUCUAGUGGAGGACCUGAGCGAGUUGGUGGACUGCUUCACGGUUCUGGUUGAGGUCACCGGAUUCUUGGAGUUCGAAGAUUCAUCAAGCCAAAAGAAGGCGAGACAAAAUAUGUUUUCAUAG
Didymosphaeria variabile is the source of this 5010-nucleotide messenger RNA. RefSeq lists its product as uncharacterized. Bases 1 to 5010 code for a protein of 1669 amino acids. Gene Ontology annotation, cellular component: nuclear pore; nuclear pore inner ring. The transcript has 3 exons. Gene Ontology annotation, molecular function: structural constituent of nuclear pore. The record is from RefSeq and is a predicted model, not a curated record. NCBI's taxonomy places the organism in Eukaryota, Fungi, Ascomycota, Dothideomycetes, Pleosporales, Didymosphaeriaceae. Gene Ontology annotation, biological process: nuclear pore organization.